AUGUCGCCCACCUCCCCAUCCUCCCCGCGCCAGAUCGCAGAGUCGCCCUCGACAUCCCACCCCCGCACCAUGUCGCAGUCGGCGACGCGCUCCCCCGUCCGCGCGCUUGGCGGUGCCCAGCACCGAGGCAGUGCUGGCACAAGCUACCGUGACAACGUCGACGUUCAGCGCCAAAUGCAGCAGGAUAUCGAUUCAGCGAUGAGCAUGUCCCGCGCGCGCUCCGGAUCGCUCGUUGAGCCUUCGCCCAUGCUCCGUGGCCAGCUCCCGCGGUACUCCAGCUCCCCGAUCGAGGAGUCGCCGUUUGGCAUGCUGAGUGACGCCGAGGAGCGCGAGAUCCACCGCGCCCGUCAUGGCCACGGCGAAGAGGAGGACCAUGACGACCUGCGCGGACCCUACCGCCACGAAGAGGUUCUGAGCGACAAUGCCAGCGUGCACACCUUCCAGUCCAGGCAUGCGUCGGACGACACGCGCGACCGCGACCGCAGGCAGAUGAGCCGACACACCGGCCACAGCAGCCACGCGGACGCGGUGGGCAGCAUGGGCAGCAUGACGAGCCUCAACAUGGCCGGCGUUGCGCGGAGUGCGUUCGACUUUGCGGCCAUGGAGGAGUUUGCCGCUUCGGAGCGGCAGGUGCUGGACGUGGUCGACAGCGCCGAGCCGAUCCGCCGGCGGUCCACGGGUGUGCGUCUCGAGCGCUCGCACACAGCCGUGACCGACGCGGCCGCCAGUGGCAGUGGUAGCAGCACUCGACAGGACGUGAGCUCCACUGGCGGUGCUGGAAGCGACGAGACCGUGGCCAAGCCGUACAGCCUCGACUUUGAGCAGACGUCAACAAUGUCGCCGCCCAUGUUCAGUGUCGUUGGCGACAAUGGCGAGCCGGCAAAGGACGAGGAGCCGCAGACCAACUUCCACCGCAGGAGGGCACGCAAGCUCUCGCAGUCCAACCCUGUGCGCCGCGGGGCCAAGCUCGCGCUGUUUGAGAGCUUUGGCGGCGGUGGCGACGACAAUGCGCUUACCGGCAGCGCGCUCAAGGCUCCUCGACAGGGCAGGCAGGUGCCCACUGCUGCCCCCACCGAGCCUGCCACGGGAUUCCAGGCAUACACAGACGCACCUCCGGGCCACGACCGACCGUACCGUUUUUCGUUCUACUCGAACGCCUUGCCUGUCACCAUUCACGCGCGCACCAUGGCCGAGCUGCCUGCCGAGGGCCAGUCGUUUGAGGAUCUGUUCAAGGGCCGCAACAACUCUGCAGACACGGCCGCCGACUUGAGCGCCACGCCACGCCCCGGUUCCGGUAUCAGUGGAAUGGGCACUCCCAACGAGCCCAGCCUGUUGACGCAGACGGCGCCCAAGCAGCUCGCGAUGAAGAACGCUCUUGCAACGUCGACCCUCCCACCAACAGCUGAAGAGGACCCGGACCAGUUUACGUGGUGGCUCGAUGUGCUGUCGCCGACCGACGAGGAGAUGCGCAUGCUGUCCAAGGUCUUUGGCAUCCACCCGCUCACAACGGAAGACAUUUUGCUUGAGGAGACGCGCGAAAAGAUUGAACUGUUCCGCCACUACUACCUCGUCUGUUUCCGCUCGUUUGACCAGGACCCAUACUCGCAGACCUACCUCGAGCCCCUCAACAUGUACAUUAUCGUGUUCCGCGAGGGCACGCUGUCUUUCCACUUCCGCGGCACCCCGCACCCGCAAAACGUUCGCAGGCGUAUCAAGCACCUCAAGGACUACAUCUCUGUCACAUCCGACUGGAUCUCGUACGCCCUCAUCGACGACAUCACCGACGCUUUUGGACCGCUUAUCCAGUCGAUCGAGUACGAGGUCGACUCUAUCGACGAGCUGGUCCUCAUCCUCAAGGAAGCAGAGCAAACAGACAUGCUCAGGCGUAUCGGCACAUGCCGUAAAAAGGUCAUGGGUCUCCUGCGACUCAUGGGCUCCAAGGCGGACGUGGUCAAGGGCCUCGCCAAGCGGUGUAACGAAAACUGGCUCGUGGCCCCCAAGUCGGACAUUGGGCUGUACCUGUCCGAUAUCCAGGACCACUUGAUCACCAUGACGUCCAACUUGAACCACUAUGAGAAGAUUCUGUCGCGCUCCCACUCCAACUACCUCGCCCAGAUCUCCAUCGAGAUGACAGACGCCAACAACCAGAUCAACGACGUGCUCUCAAAGCUCACGGCACUCGGUACCGUCCUCAUCCCCAUGAACCUGGUCACCGGUCUGUGGGGUAUGAACGUCCACGUCCCCGGCCAGGACGCCGAGGUAGACACAUACCAUUGGUUUGGCGGCAUCCUCGGCGGCCUUGCGGCGUUUGCCAUCGUCGGUGCAUGGGCGACGUACAGGUGCUUUGUGAGGUAG
Messenger RNA from Apiotrichum porosum, 2355 nucleotides. It is a transcript of the gene MNR2, whose product is annotated as CorA metal ion transporter. The coding region runs from base 1 to 2355 and encodes 784 amino acids. The transcript is spliced from 3 exons. Gene Ontology annotation, cellular component: plasma membrane. Lineage: Eukaryota; Fungi; Basidiomycota; Tremellomycetes; Trichosporonales; Trichosporonaceae. Gene Ontology annotation, molecular function: magnesium ion transmembrane transporter activity. Gene Ontology annotation, biological process: intracellular magnesium ion homeostasis; magnesium ion transmembrane transport. The record is from RefSeq and is a predicted model, not a curated record.